Messenger RNA from Drechmeria coniospora, 1110 nucleotides. RefSeq lists its product as uncharacterized. Bases 1 to 1110 code for a protein of 369 amino acids. The record is from RefSeq and is a predicted model, not a curated record. Gene Ontology annotation, molecular function: protein serine/threonine kinase activator activity. Gene Ontology annotation, biological process: intracellular signal transduction. The transcript has 4 exons. NCBI's taxonomy places the organism in Eukaryota, Fungi, Ascomycota, Sordariomycetes, Hypocreales, Ophiocordycipitaceae.
AUGUCGUUCCUCUUCGGCAGGACACGCUCACGGGCAGCAGCCGACUUGCCUAGGCAGGCCCGUGAGCUUGUCUUGAAGCUUGAAGGCCCAAACUUCCCCGCAAAGGCAGAAGAGAUUGCCCGCGUCUUAAGUCAGAUGAAGGUGAUUUUGCAAGGCACGCAUGACCUGGACAGUUCACCAGACCAGAUAUACCAGCUUGUCACGGGUCUUAUCGACGAAGAUCUUCUCCACCUUCUCGCCGUCACGCUGCACCGCCUACCAUUCGAGUCUAGAAAGGACACCCAAAUAAUUUUCUCGUACGUCUUUCGCUUCCGCCCGGCUGCGGCAGCCCCCAAGAGCGACCCCAUUGCCUUGUCAUAUGUUGUAUGCAACCGCCCGCAGGUUCUUGUUGAACUCUGCAGAGCCUAUGACCACAAAGAGAGUGCCACUCCUGCUGGCUCAGUGCUCCGUGAGCUUCUCAAGAAUGAGGCUGCAGCAGCCAUCAUUCUCUACGAUGACGGCGACGAACCAGGCUCCAGUGCCAAAGGGUUGAAUGCGAUCGACCGAGCUCGACCGCAGACUGGCCGGGGUGUCUUCUGGAAGUUCUUUGACUGGGUCGACAAGAGCUCAUUCGAGGUCGCGGCAGAUGCCUUCACAACAUUUAGAGAGCUUUUGACCAGGCACAAAGACUUGGUGCCUCGCUAUCUCUCGGUUAACUUUGACCUCUUCUUUGAGAAGUACAAUAAGAUUUUGGUACAGUCGAACAGCUACGUUACCAAGAGGCAAUCUAUCAAGCUUCUUGGAGAGAUUCUCCUGGACCGCUCCAACUACAGCGUCAUGACAGCUUACGUUGACCGAGGCGACCAUCUCAAGAUAUGCAUGAACUUGCUGCGCGACGAAAGGAAAAUGGUUCAAUACGAGGGAUUCCAUGUAUUCAAAGUGUUCGUCGCCAACCCACACAAGUCUAUCGCGGUCCAGAAAAUCCUUCUCAUGAAUCGCGAGAAACUGUUAACAUUUUUAUCUCAUUUUCUCGAGGACCGCACCGACGACGAGCAGUUCAUUGAUGAAAGGGAAUUUCUAAUCAAGCAAAUCAAAAACAUGCCGCCGACUCCAGUCGUUUCUCAGCGGUAA